AUGCAGCAUCAAGCUCAAGAUAUCCAUUCAAAAGCUCAGAGGCACUCGACAAUUCUGCAUCAGUCUUCAGAUUUAGCAGAAAAGUCUUAUACAACCAGUCUCCAUCACUGCAGCAUUCAAACCCCUAAGAUUACCACAUCCCCAAGCUUUUUCCAAAAAGCAGUUUGUGUUUUCAAACGAUCACAGGAAUCGGUCAGCCAGUCGCUGUUAGAAAAACGUCCGCUGAAGACCAAAAAGCAAGACGGUGAUAUUUAUUUUUCAAAUAUUAUAUCUGGUGUCGAUUCUUUGUUUUUUUCUCCUAUAGCUAAUCCAAUUACCACCACACAACCUGGUGCGUCUCAACUUAAAAAUAUAUCUGAAACACUAACCAUAUCAAAAGAUUGUAUUAUCCAAUACAAUAGCAAAAACGACGAAUUAGAUUUGAGAGCAAAUAAAAACAAAACUUCCACUCUUACUACACCGUGCAUUGUACGAUCAGUAGCCCAACCACACAAUUCUAAUUCAGGCCUUGGUGCUGUUACAGCAUCCAUUCCGCAAAACGGUAACACUUUUUGCAUUCAUACUCAUAUGAAUAAAUCAAAUCCUCUUGUAGCACCGACUAGCAUAGACACCAUAUCUACUUCAAGGCAGACCCUUGUGUCCACACCUGGAUGUAAUUUCGACGACCAUGAGAUGCUAAAAACACAUUCCAGUUUGAAUUAUGUCAGUCAGGUUCAAUCGCUAUGUGACCCAAUGCAAAAAUCGUUGCUUUUGUCGCCAAAAUACCCAUCUGGAUCGCAUUCAUUAGACUCCAUACACGGAAAGCUCAAACUAAAAACACGCAAACUCGACGCCAUUUUCGCUGGGGAAAAUGCGCCUUUGUCCGACUUUUCCACAUACAGUCUGGAGAGCGGUAGUACCAACAACAGCGUCAACAGCAGUAAAUACCUCGAUGUUAGUGGAACAUCGCAGACGUUAUCAGGCGUUACAGAACACUUUGAAUCUGGUCGAUGCCUUUCACACAUCUCCUCAUUCAACUCCAUCCACUGCCAAAACAACGAUUCUAACCAUGAUUGUCAUAUCGGCAUAAAAAGCAUUAGUAGUAGUCCAAAAACGUCCUCUUCACACCGUCCGAUAGCUCUUUCGCGACUUAGUUUUAACUCUCUGUUUGAAGCAGGCAAAGAUGCAUCGACAAGUGAAGCAGCUACUUCCAAACCAAAAACAACCUCAAUAGUACUAGUCAAGACAAACAGAUGGAUUCGUCAAAAGAUCUUGAACAAAGGACUACACGAGCAAGUUCACUUGCAAGUACCCAGAGAAUGGAAAAAAGAGAAAAAACCACGCAAAUUAGUAAGCUCUAUUUCUAGCAGCGGCAGCAGUAGUAAUGACUCGAUUGUAAAUAGAUUUGCUGAGAAUAGUGUGGAUCAACAAGGCCCAACCCUUUUACUCACACCGUCAAUUGGCCGGAACAGAAGUAUUGAAGUUCGACGUGAGAUGGGUGAUCGUGAAAUGGCGAGUAAAGGUAGCAGCUCAACAAGUAGCAUCAAUACUUCCAUUUUUGGAUUUAUUACCAACUAUUUUUCACCUCGUAGGCGAGCUGUUACGUGUGAUUUACAACCAGAUUCGUUGAAUUCAGAUUCCAUACCGCAAUUUUCGUCAAAACUGUCUCUACAUGCACCGCUCAUCACCAUCAAUAAUACUCAUAAUAAUGGCAAGCAUAAAGAUAGUAGUGCUAAUGAAAACAUCAAAUCUGUUUCUGAAUCACCUAUUACGUUCAAUUCCAAAGUAUCGCCGGCUAUAACGGAUAAAGCAUCUACGGAGUCGGCAACUGAUCAUUCAAACUUGGUAGUGAAGCACAAUCAAUCCAUACCAAAAUUUAAUAUAAAAACAACUAAAUGCACCUUGACAAAGUCAAGCUCAAAAACGGCAAUAGCUACCUCUAUUCCAUCCAUCCUAUGUACACCAACGACAUUGAAAACAAUACCACUGCUACAAAAAGUAGGGGAUCAAUCUAUAGGUACUUUAGUGGGCCAAUCUGAAAACUCCAAUAUCAAGCAGAUACCUUUGCAGUCCACUCAGCCAACUCAAAAAUUAGAUGAAUUUGAAACUUUGAAAUCUGACAACAAAAUACAACUCUCGGUUUCGACCACAACCCCACACUAUCGAGUCACAUCUGCUUUUGAACAUCAUCCAACUCAAACCUAUACCAACAUAAACUCAAUCUCUGAUCUUUAUUUUUUGCGCAAACUUGCUUCGGGAGGAUUUGCUGAUGUAUAUCUUGCAAGAAAGCGGGUCCCACUUACAUGCCAUUAUUUUGCUCUCAAAGCUGUACGAAAAAAGGAUAUAGUAAAAAAGAAAAUGGUAAGACAAGUUUUGGCCGAAAAAGAUAUACUUGAAUCGGUUCAUCAUGGGUUUAUUGUCGAGUUGCUCCAUACAUUCCAAACAAAGACUACGUUGUUUUUUUGUAUGGAAUAUGUUCACGGAGGCGAUUUGUAUCAGAUGCUGAAACAAUUGGGUUCGCUUACAGAGAAACAGGCAGUAUUUUACGCGGCUGAAGUUGUGGUGGUAUUUGAAUACCUCCACUCGCUGCAUAUUGUUUACCGCGAUUUAAAACCCGAGAAUAUUCUUCUUGACUCGACUGGGCAUAUUAAACUAGCUGAUUUUGGAUUUGCAAAAAAGAUCACGUCAACUACUAAAUCUUUUUGUGGUACACCCGAUUACAUGGCGCCAGAAAUCAUUAUCUCAAGACCUUACAGCUUUGCAGUGGAUUGGUGGUCACUUGGCAUACUAAUAUUUGAACUUGUGGCAGGAAAAACACCCUUUCGUGGCUUCUCCAUUGACGAAAUCUACAACAACGUAAUUCAAGGCAAUAUCCAAUGGUCGACCAAAGUUUUUGGUAAACUCAAAAAACUUGUUACAUCAUUGCUAACUCCUGACCCAACGCUACGACUAGGAAGUGUCAAUGAUGCUAAAGAUAUAAAAGCGCAUCCAUGGUUUAAUAGUAUCUACUGGGAAACGGUUUCGUCAAGAGGUUUGGUACCUCCAACUAAAACAUUCAAUUUUCCUUCAAACAUGACUGAAAAGUAUGAGGAUGGAAAUGAUGGAGUGAUUGAUGCAUUGAUGGUGGAAGAGGUUACCACAUCAAGCGAUGUAUUGCCACUUCCAAUGUUUUGA
Messenger RNA from Batrachochytrium dendrobatidis JAM81, 3153 nucleotides. RefSeq lists its product as uncharacterized. Gene Ontology annotation, molecular function: protein serine/threonine kinase activity; ATP binding. The record is from RefSeq and is a predicted model, not a curated record. Gene Ontology annotation, biological process: protein phosphorylation. Lineage: Eukaryota; Fungi; Chytridiomycota; Chytridiomycetes; Rhizophydiales. Gene Ontology annotation, cellular component: nucleus. The coding region runs from base 1 to 3153 and encodes 1050 amino acids. The transcript has 3 exons.